CCAUAGCGUUAGGUUACCACUGACCGCAGGGAUGACAUGGAGGAGGGGGUGCGGUGCUGUGGAAGGGGCUACAAGAGCACUGGGCACCACGGGUCAUUGCUUUUAAGAUUGUUCCAUCCCCCCGGGUUCUUCCUCUUCACUUUGUUGCGUUUAUGAUGAGAACACUGCUGAGGUCAUCACUGCCCCAUCUAGUGGUCAGCAGAGCGCACUACAAUGACACAUCCAAAAUCAAACGCCUCCUGCUGUCCAGGAUUUACCAGCCCGGUAAUCUAUGGAAAGAAAACUCGCCUGACAUUCAAGCCAAAUCGAAUGAGCCCACCAGCAAGAGUCAGCGACUUAUGUUUAAAGCAGGAUUAAUCCGCCCCACCAGCCCGGGAUGCUUCCAUUAUCUUCCCCAUACUGUGCGCUCAAUGGAGAAACUCGUUCGUCUAAUAGACCGGGCAAUGCAGGAGAUCGGGGGGCAGAAGAUUGACAUGGCGACCCUCUGCUCAGCAGCUCUGUGGAGGCAAAGCGGACGCUGGGAUCUAGUGGGAAAAGAGCUGCUGUGUUUGGUGGACCGGCACAAUCAGGAAUACUGCCUAGGGCCGACGCAUGAAGAAUAUGUUACCAGUUUGGUCGCCACCGAAGGCGGCAUCAGCUACAAGCAGCUCCCUCUGCUGCUGUACCAGAUCACCCGGAAAUUCAGAGAUGAAAAGAGACCUUGCUUCGGUUUGCUGCGUGGCAGGGAGUUCUACAUGAAAGACAUGUACACUUUCGAUAUAACUGAGGAGGCCGCCUACCGCACCUAUAAUAGCGUGUGUGAUGCCUACGCUAACAUAUUCCGCACCCUUGGAUUGAAGCAUGUGAAAGUCCAAGCAGAUACCGGCAAUAUAGGGGGGAAGAUGUCGCACGAGUUUCACCUCCCUGCCAGUAUCGGCGAGGACAAACUGAUGGUGUGUGGCAGCUGUGAUUUUGCCGCCAACGUGGAGACUUUGUACCCGGAUGAUAAGAGUUGUCCUAGCUGUAAAGGAGAGCUGGCAGAAAGCAAGGGCAUCGAGAUAGGGCACACUUUCUACCUCGGCACCAAGUACUCCCAUGUUUUUAAUGCUGUCUGCCUUGACGCUCAGAACAAGCCUGUCGUGGCCGAAAUGGGCUGCUAUGGCAUCGGCGUUUCGAGGCUGUUGGCAGCGUCUCUAGAAGUUCUCUCUACCGAGGAGGAUAUUCACUGGCCAGGUCUGAUUUCCCCAUACCAGAUUUGUCUCAUCCCCCCUAAAAAGGGAAGCAAGGAGACGGCGGCAUCGUUGGUGGCAGAAGAACUCUAUGACUCUAUAUCCGCAGUUCCUCAUAUGAGUAACGAGGCCGUUCUUGAUGAUAGAGAUCACUUAACUAUUGGGAAAAGGGUAAAGGAAGCUCACAUGAUGGGUUACCCCUAUAUUAUUGUCAUAGGUAAAAAAGCAUUAGAGAGCCCCCCGGUGUUUGAAGUGCAGAAUCACAGGACGGGUGAAGUCCAGUUUCUUUCCAAAGAAGGAGUAUUAAGCUUUAUACAAGAAGUCCGGGUAAUCUAGGACACUAAUAAAAGGUGUAAAAUAAUUGAUAAUAAAGUCCUGAGAGGUACAGCUUUGGACAUUUCCUUUUUAUUUAGAUGGACCCCUGGACUACAAGCUAUGUAUCAGCCUUAAAGGCUAUGGACACCUUUAUGCCCAAAAACAUCAAUAACCCCAUAUCUUACCGUAAUGCAGCACAUAAUAAAAUUGCACUUGUUUGUU
This is a messenger RNA of Bufo gargarizans (Asiatic toad), 1745 nucleotides long. RefSeq names its product prolyl-tRNA synthetase 2, mitochondrial (gene PARS2). Gene Ontology annotation, cellular component: cytoplasm; mitochondrion. The record is from RefSeq and is a predicted model, not a curated record. The coding region runs from base 153 to 1544 and encodes 463 amino acids. Gene Ontology annotation, molecular function: proline-tRNA ligase activity; ATP binding. NCBI's taxonomy places the organism in Eukaryota, Metazoa, Chordata, Amphibia, Anura, Bufonidae. The transcript is spliced from 2 exons. Gene Ontology annotation, biological process: prolyl-tRNA aminoacylation.